Molecule: messenger RNA, 525 nt
Organism: Lachancea dasiensis
Lineage: Eukaryota; Fungi; Ascomycota; Saccharomycetes; Saccharomycetales; Saccharomycetaceae
Source: the annotation of a GenBank genome assembly
AUGUCCGUUGCCAAAUCUGCUGCUACCAAGUUGGACUGGGCCUCUAUCAUUUCCACCCUCAAACUUACCGGUAAGACCGCCACCCAAUUGACUUCUUUCAAAAAGAGAAAUGACGAGGCCCGCAGAAAGCUGUUAGAACUACAGUCUCAGCCAACCACUGUUGACUUCAGCCAGUACCGUUCGGUCUUGAAGAACAGCGAGGUUGUCGACAAGAUCGAGUCCUUCUACAAGUCCUACAAGCCUGUGACUGUGGAUGUCAAGAAGCAGAUCUCCACCCUCGAGGCGUUCGAGUCGCAGGCCUUGGACAACGCUAAGGAAACCGAGAAGUUGGUUGCCCAAGAAUUGAAGGAUUUGAGUGACACCUUGAAGAACAUCGAGUCCGCUAGACCUUUCGACCAGCUGACGGUUGAGGAAUUGGCCAAGGCCAGACCCGACAUCGACGCUAAGGUCGAAGAAAUGGUCAAGAAGGGUAAAUGGGAAGUUCCAGGCUACAAGGAAAAGUUUGGCGACUUGACCGUGAUGUAA